AUGGGGAAAAGAGCUAUGCCCGACAGAUCAAAUCAGGCUUCAAAGAAGAAGAGGGGUGGCGGAAAAUAUGGGAAGCAGAAAAGUCGCGUUGCUAUUGAAUCUGGUGAUGUCGGCGUCUUUGUGACAUGCGAUAUGGGAAGAGAAGGAAAAUGUCUAACAGAGGCAGUGGACAUUUUUUCUCAAGCCAUUGAGGGCACUGAAAAUCAAGAGGAAGAGGAGCAAGAUACUGAUGAUGAAGAUAUCGAGGCCCAGAUCCGAAGAGAAUUGGAAGGCUUACAGCCCAACAAGGACAAACCUCGUCAAUUCCAGCCCAUCCAGAUGGAUAUGCCCUGUGUGACAUUCAUGCGUCUUGAUCCCUCAAUAGACCCCGUGCAGCUAGUGCACCGUUUGUGUAGCGAGGCACAUGCACACCCGGAGACCAAGAAGAGUCGAUGGAUUAAGCGCAUGCAUCCAGUCACGUCAAUGCGGAAGACUCUAAGUGUGGAUCUAGCGGCCUUUGCGAAGGAGAUCCUCAAGCCUCAUUUCCAUUCGGGAGGGCCACCGAAGACGUACGCGAUUCGGCCUACUGUGCGAGGCAACUCAAAGCUCAACCGAGACGUUAUUAUUAAGACUGUUGCUGAUGCGGUCGGACCUGAGCAUCCGGUGAAUUUGAAGAACUAUGAUCUAAUGAUCCUCGUUGAUGUUGCCCAAAAUGUGAUUGGAAUGAGUGUAGUGCCAGGUGACUACGAGAAGCUGAAGCGGUUCAAUCUAGCCGAAAUCUACGAGCCUUCACCGAAAGAAGAGCCAGCGGCUGCGACCACUGAAUCUAAGGCUUAG
Penicillium vulpinum is the source of this 816-nucleotide messenger RNA. Its product is annotated as THUMP domain-containing protein. Gene Ontology annotation, molecular function: RNA binding. NCBI's taxonomy places the organism in Eukaryota, Fungi, Ascomycota, Eurotiomycetes, Eurotiales, Aspergillaceae. The record is from RefSeq and is a predicted model, not a curated record. The transcript has 6 exons. Bases 1 to 816 code for a protein of 271 amino acids. Gene Ontology annotation, biological process: tRNA modification.